GUAGUUUCAGGGCUUUGCAUUCCUGGCUGAGCUGUGCCUGUGUUUGCAUGCGGAGCCAUCGCCUCCCCUCCAACUAUUUUAGUCAUUUCAGAAAGGGUGGGUCAGAGGCAUUUGGCAGCGGGUCCUUUGCUGAGGUGGAGUCAGCCAAUGACCUGCAAGCCUGGAGACUUUAGCAGGGCCCUUUGGCUGGAGGGCUCUGCGGGGCUGUGCCAUUUGCAGCGCAGCACAGACAUCCCCACGCUGCGCUCCCCAUUCCUGGCGCGGCUCCCAGCGCGGGGUUUAGCUGAGGCUCGGGUUUAGCUUUCCCUCCUCUCUGUCCCUGCAGUGACAGCUUCCCGGGCUCUGCUCGCCGCCACUCCCGAGCCAUCAUGGAGGAGACAACUCUGCAGAUCAUCGAACCGCCGACUGUUUCUGAGGCCUCAGAGGAGCCCGUGCCCGAAGAGCCCAUCAAACCGGACCAGAUCAAUGGUGUGAUGGUGCUGACCCUUCUGGACAAGAUCAUUGGAGCGGUGGAUCAGAUCCAGCUGACCCAAACGCAGCUGGAGGAGAGACAGCAAGACAUGGAUAGCGCCGUGACCAGCAUCCAGGGCGAGCUGACCAAGCUGACCAAGGCUCACACCACCACCAGCAACACCGUGAACAAGAUGCUGGAGAAGGUGCGCAAGGUGAGCGUGAACGUGAAGACGGUUCGGCAGAACCUGGAGAAGCAAGCGGGGCAGAUAAAGAAGCUGGAGGCCAACGAAGCAGAGCUCCUGAAACGCAGGAACUUCAAAGUCAUGAUCUACCAGGAUGAAGUGAAGCUCCCGUCUAAACUGAGCAUCAGCAAGUCCCUAAAGGAGGGCGAAAAGCUGGAAAAGGAAGGUGAGGGUGAAGAGGGGCCUGUGGGUGAGGACCACGCAGAGGAGGACCACAUCCAGCUCUCCUCAGAUGAAGAGGUGGAGAUUGAAGAGAUUAUUGAAGAGUCACGGGCAGAGCGCAUCAAGAGGAGCGGCAUGAAAAGAGUGGAUGACUUUAAGAAGGCAUUCUCGAAGGAGAAGAUGGAGAAAACGAAGCUAAAGACCAAGGAGAACCUGGAGAAGACCCGCCACAACUUGGAGAAGACCCGCCACAACCUGGAGAAGAGGAUGAAUAAACUGGGCACCAAGAUUGUGACUAAUGAAAGGAGGGAGAAGAUGAAGACCUCUCGGGACAAGCUGAGGAAGUCUUUCACCCCGGACCACACCAUCUACGCCAGGUCCAAGACAGCCGUCUACAAAGUGCCGCCCUUCACUUUCCACGUCAAGAAGAUAAGAGAGGGCGAGGUGGAAGUGAAAGCCACGGAGCUGGUGGAGGUGGGUGGAGAGGAGGGAGAAAACUCGGAUCUGAUGCGCGGGGAGAGCCCCGAGACGCACACACUGCUGGAGAUCACGGAGGAGUCGGACGCGGUACUGGUGGACAAGAGCGACAGCGAGUAGGCCGGGGCUGCAGCGCGGUUGUGGACGGCGGCUGAACACGUAUUCACUCACAUUGGAGAGCUCUCUCUGCCCCUGGUGCCCCAGGGCAAGUGUACACCAUGCAUCUUUACUACCCCGCCGAUCCCCUGCCCGCUUGGACAAGGUGUAGUUUAUGUUUUAGUUUUAGCACACUAAACGUUAGGAACACGGGACUCUUUUUCUUACACUGUCCAAUCACCCUUUGGAGACCAUUCCUGCCGCAGAAAGCCUUUAGCACCAAGCCUGAAGACGGGCUUAGAGUGAUGGGGACCCAGCUGGACAGUGCUAAAACCAAGAUAACGGCUGUACACCUGGAAAGCUCAAGUGUCCUCCCGAAGCCAAGACCUGGUGUCAAGACAGCAUCCUGCCCAUAUUCCCCCUGUGGCUGAACCACAGGCACGGGGGCUCCAGCAUCCGAGGGGGCUGAGGAGCUACGGUUGCACCCAGCGUGCAGGAGUCCCCCUGACAGGCAGAGCCCUGCAUGGCCACCACACAGCCCUGACCCGCUCUGCCCUCCCCAGGACUCCGUGACCCGCUGCUGCCUCGGAUGGCUUCGCCAUGAAGCCACCCUGCAGCGGGGGCAGCCGCGGGUGCCCCGUGUGGCACCGCAGAGCCGGGCCCAAUGCUCCCUCCCUCGGUGCUGGGGCCAUCGCAGCGCCGGGGCUGCCCCCUCCCCACCCGUGUUAUGGAUCCGGCUGCCAGAGCCCCGGCGAGUCCAGGCAGCGCCACGGCGGCGGUGCUGGAUGCGGUCCCUCGACACCCGCGGCGGCGGUGGCGGCCGGCACCGAGGGGAUGUGCAAGCGACAGCGCCGGAGCGGCCACCGCCGCCUGCGGCGUUUCCAGAGGGAUUCGGGAUGCGCUGAUGUGGCUGCCACAGAGCGGCCUCGACACCGGCCGGCCGCGGACCUUGAGUGUUUCCGAGCUCCCUCUUCCCCCGGGGGUCCCGGCACGGCCCAGGCUCCCGCCACCUCCUCGCUUCUCUCCCUCUUUCUGCAGCUUCACCUCGCACAAGGCAGCGCCAGCUCAGACCCGGCCCUGCGGGAGCGGCUGCGCCCGGGAAGGGAGAUCCCGGCGAGGGGUGCGGGAGGGCCCCGGUCGUGCCCGUUCCCGUCUGCUCGCCGGGCUCCACCCUUCCCGGGAGCGCCGUCGCUUCCCUCCCGUCGGAGCCAGCGUAACCCAAUAGGUAACCCCGCUUCUCCCCCAAGCGUCCCGCUUAUCGUCCACUGCACCCGGCCUGGCCCAGGGGCUCGACCCGGUGCCCCGGUAGAGCCGCCCCAGGGCAGCGCGGCCGCAGCCACUGUUCCCCGUGCGGGUGGCGGUUGCGGGCAGCCCCCGGUCCCCGAGCACCGGCUGUGCCCACGGGGCGGCAUUUCCGGGCCCUCCCCCACCCCGGGCCGUUUCCUCGCAGGUUCCCCCCCUUCCCCGGGCCGGGCGGGCGCGGCCGGACGAGCCCCAACGCUCCCGCGGCUGCGUCCAGGCGAGAGCGCGACAAAUAAAGUCUCUUUUCUAAACCA
Messenger RNA from Neopsephotus bourkii (Bourke's parrot), 2986 nucleotides. RefSeq names its product caveolae associated protein 1 (gene CAVIN1). The record is from RefSeq and is a predicted model, not a curated record. Gene Ontology annotation, cellular component: cytoplasm; caveola. Bases 369 to 1454 code for a protein of 361 amino acids. Gene Ontology annotation, molecular function: rRNA primary transcript binding. NCBI's taxonomy places the organism in Eukaryota, Metazoa, Chordata, Aves, Psittaciformes, Psittacidae. The transcript is spliced from 2 exons. Gene Ontology annotation, biological process: transcription initiation at RNA polymerase I promoter; termination of RNA polymerase I transcription.